ACGGACAAUAAUAAUCCCAUCCCCCAACCCAACCACGUUUUCUUCAACCAAAUCACCACCCUCUCUACAAAACAUUCUUCAUUUCUUCAUCCUCCAACAAUUCCCAUUCCCAAAAUCAACCAAGCAACAAUGGGGAACGACGAACAGGUAGCCGCCAUGAAAGAAGCCUUCACACUCUUCGACACCGACGGCGACGGCAAGAUCGCCCCCUCAGAACUCGGAAUCCUGAUGCGAUCGCUCGGCGGAAACCCUACGCAAGCCCAGCUCAAAUCCAUCAUCGCCGAAGAGAAACUCACAUCUCCCUUCGAUUUCAACCGCUUCACCGAACUCAUGGGGAAACACCUCAAACCCGAGCCCUUUGAUCGCCAGCUUCGUGAUGCCUUCAAGGUUAUUGAUAAGGAUGGCACUGGAUUUGUUGUUGUUGCCGAUCUCAAGCAUAUUUUGACCAGCAUUGGGGAGAAGCUCGAGCCUUCCGAGUUUGAUGAGUGGAUUAAGGAGAUUGAUGUUGGAUCUGAUGGCAAGAUUAAGUAUGAGGAUUUUAUUGCCAGGAUGGUUGCCAAAUGAUUCAUUUGUUGGAGGUGCUAAUGGGCAGCCGGGUCCCACUUCCUUAUCUUGUUCUUCUUUAAUGCAACAUUUUUCUUUACUCUGGACUUGGAGUUUUCUACUAGGGGUAUAUGCUCUAAAACCAGAAAUUUGUGUGCAGUGCUUCUAACUGUACUUUGUAUGUUUUGACAAUAAAUGAAUAUAAUAUUUUUUUUUUUGCUUGAAACUA
This is a messenger RNA of Helianthus annuus (common sunflower), 772 nucleotides long. Its product is annotated as probable calcium-binding protein CML13. Gene Ontology annotation, cellular component: myosin II complex. Gene Ontology annotation, molecular function: calcium ion binding. The annotation marks the transcript as partial. The record is from RefSeq and is a predicted model, not a curated record. The transcript has 2 exons. Lineage: Eukaryota; Viridiplantae; Streptophyta; Magnoliopsida; Asterales; Asteraceae.